AUGUCGGUAUUUGAGUCAAUAAACAACGAUUUUCAAGGUGUUUACAGGUUUUGAAUGCCAGAACACAAUCAAAACCCGUUAGGAGUGUUUAAAAGUGAGGCAUGAAUCAAAAACGAAUCAACUUUAUUAGAAAAGAGCCAGUUUUUGAUAACUCAAAAUUAUCUUGUACAGAUUAUUCCAAACUCAGUUGGUAGAAAAACUUUACUUGAUUGGAAAAUUAUUGAGCCUUUUACAGAAGACAAUGGGGAGGUGACUAGAUAUGGAUUUUCUGUUGGCCAUAGAGGUUGCUCUCAAGACUUUUAUGUGGAAAGCGAAGAAAACCUUGAUAUAUGGAUUAGUCAUUUGUCUAAAAAAGGCAUAAUGACAGAUUUUGAAAACGACUUUACAAUAGUAAAGGAGAUCGGAAACGGCAGCUUUGGCACUGUUUAUCUGGUCGUCAGCAAUGAGACUUCUGAAUUAUUUGCAAUGAAAUCCAUAAAUAAGCACAAUAUCGGCGGAAGCCUGUCUUGCCUCAAUAAUCUUGUGAACGAAAUAAAAUUUAUGAGAACUCUCAAUCAUCCCAAUAUUGUAAAGCUCCAUUAUGUUUAUGAAAGCCCAACUCAUAUAUAUUUACUUAUAGAUUAUGUGGAAGGAGGAGAUCUUUUUAAUCGGAUAAUAAAAAGAAAAGUUUUUGAAGAGAAAACAGCUGCUAUGUUUGCGCAAAAAUUUUUAGGAGUACUUGACUAUUUAAGCUCUUUUAAUAUUGCUCAUAGGGAUAUUAAGCUAGAAAAUAUUCUUAUGCUGAGUGAGGAGAAUGAUUAUGAUUUUAAACUAGCUGAUUUUGGCUUGGCAGCAGAUGCAACUGAGAAAUUGUCGCUUCGAUGUGGAUCUCCUGGAUAUAUAGCGCCUGAAGUACUGACUUCCCCCCUCCGUAAGCGAACAAAAUCAUUGGAAAAAUCAUUAUUUUUUGCCAAAAAACCCACCCUCCAUGAGCGAAUAAAAAUGCUUUAUGGAAAAAUAUUUGAUAUACAAGUGAUAACUAGUAUAAUGAAAUCUCAAGCUAAUUCUGUUUAAUUUUAAAUAAAUUGCGUUUUAAAACAUAAAUUUUACAAAUUAAAUCAAUAUUUGCUUUCCAAUUUUGCGAAGUGGGAUUUUUUUAAAUUUUGAAAAAAAAAAAAAAAUUCUAUAAAAUUUCUAUAUAAAUUUUUUAAAAAUGUUCGCUCACGGAGGGGGGAAGUGAGAAAAAGCCCUUAUGAUACAAAAGUCGAUGUUUUUAGUGCAGGGGUCAUAUUAUAUAUUCUACUUACUCCCCUUGUAAUGAGCAAAUUCUUGCUUAUUCGCGGGGGUUUAGCAUAGAAUUUUAAAAUAGUAAAUUUAUAUAUUAAUAGAUCGAAUUUGUAGGGAAAUGCCAAAUUUUAUUUUCAAUGUUAUUUUAAGAUCCUCAAAUUAAUUCUAUAAAGUUUAUUUUUUAUAAAAUUGUGAAAAACUUCUGACGAAUAAGCAAGAAUUUAAUUAUUAGUGGGAAGUUAGUGGCAAAAUGCCGUUUCCUGGCAAAAAUUUGCAAGACACUAUAAUGAAAAAUAGGGAUUGCAAGAUCUCUUUUUUACAUCCUUCUUGGAAAAACGUGUCUAAAUAUGGAGCUGCAUUGGUUUUGAAGCUAACUGAGCCAAUUCCAAAUCUUAGACCUUCAGCAAACGAAGCCUUAAAAAGCCCUUGAUUUGCUCGACAAUUAAAUCCAGCUCAAUUAGCAUCUGAGGAGCCACCAACAUUAAGGGCGCUUUCUAUUAGACCCAGCGAACAAAUUUAA
This is a messenger RNA of Blepharisma stoltei, 1786 nucleotides long. The record is from the annotation of a GenBank genome assembly. NCBI's taxonomy places the organism in Eukaryota, Ciliophora, Heterotrichea, Heterotrichida, Blepharismidae.